AAUCUGACUUUCUACAGAAUGGAACAUUCUUUGUUUGCGUAGGAGAGUUUAGCAGCCUUUCCGUAGCUGAGCCGGACGUUGUCCAUUGACCAAUCACAAUACAGUCCACGAAAUUUGAACGUGCUAGUGCGUCACUUCAGGGAAAGGGGGUUUACUAUCGUGUUUUAGCCACGUUUCCAGCAUGCAGAAGCCUCAGUAUUAGGAUUAGCUUGUUUUUCCAGUCUCUGUGUAAGUCUGUCUAACAACGAAUAUUGACAUUUGACGGAGGUUCACAUCACUUGGUCUACUUGCAGUCUAGAGGCAUGGAGCAGAGUUUCAGUUCUGAUGCUGUUUUUCAGAGCUUAAAAGACCAGCACCCUGGACUAAGUCAUGAUAGUGGAUAUGAAGAAUCACUUCACAGCUCAAAAUUGGGGACAUUGAAAUCAACAUUGGAUACAGGGAAGUCUUUUUCUUUAGAUUGUUCGUUUUCUUGUGAGAGAUCAAAGGAAAAGUUCCCCCAAAACAAUGCACUUAUCGGUAGCACAUCUUCCAACUCCGCAACCCCCAAAAAGGAUAGACUGAGAGUAAAAGACACACAAAGAAGUCCACGGAAAGACACAAGGAAGGAAAAUGCAUUUUCCUCAGGCUGGUGUGAAACUCCGAAAACGCAUAAAAAGGAUGCUUCGCUGCGAAGACGCCUCCUCAUGUCCAGAGCUGCAACAGAUGAGAACCUGGAAAACUCAAAGGUGUCCGACAGCAGGCUCAGCUCGUCUUCAGAUGCUCCCAGUUUUGCGUAUGAUUCUAGUGGAAGCUUCGAUUCCCCAGACCCCAGGUUCGAAGCCUUGGUCACUAGCACUUUGAAAAACGACGAAGUAUUUUUGUCCUGCAGGAAGAGACGUCUUCUGUUCUCUCAGGUAAAAACCUCAACCCAUGAAGAUGGGAAGAAUGAAGCUCCCCCACCUUCGGCCUCUGAGGCAGAGGUUACCGAGCUCCUUGCAGCUCAGGGAGACUUCAAUGAGAGUAUCAUCUCCUCCUUCCUUCACGACUUGGCCCCGGAGUUGCUUGAGACUCCACGUCAAACUAGGUUCACAUCUUCCACAAAGGAAAACUUCCAAACUCCGGCACGCAACCUUGCUGCUAACCUAUGCAAUGAAUUGGGCGUCUUGAGCACACCCUCCCUCACGCCAAUAUCCAAGCUCGACACGUCGGCUUCUGAGGACAGUGGCUUCAAGUCUCUGGGUCUGGAUAAGUCCCAGGAUCCCUCUGUGGAUCACGACGGCUCUUUCCAGGAGUUGUCGCUACCACUGACUACCAGAGGUAAGGAAACCCCAAGGGUUGCAGAGGCCAGGAAGAGGUCCAGACUGGAACGUCAGAGAAGGCUCUCCACUCUUAAAGAAGGGGGAUCCCAGUCUGAGGAGGACAGCCGGCCUGUGCAGUCUGCCUGCAGCCAUGGCAAGCUCCAGCUCGGGGGACAGGAGACUCGGACCGCAGAGGAAGAUGAUGAACUCUUUCUGGAGAAGACUCCGCUUGGGCGCACCACCGUAAAGCUUGAGGACCUCUCUUUAACACCGGCCCUGCAGUUGGUGCAGGCCAUGUGCCGGCGCAAUGCCAGGAGGGUGUCGGAGCAGAGCAGCCUGGAGGAGUUGCUGAGUGCCAAGUCUUUCAGGACCACCUUGCCUUUAGCUGGGCUCAUAGGACGAAAGAUGGGGCUGGGCCAACUGGAUAUCCUAUCGGAAUUUAAGAAGAGGAACAUGCGACACAUCCUGGCUAUGAUAUUCAAUUUUCUCUGUCCGGAAGAUAUUUACAGAUUUGGCCAGGUUUCGAAUCUCUGGAAUGAAAUAAUUAUGCAAGAUAAGCUGGCAAAUCGACGGAGAAGAUCGUACUUAAAAGAUCUGAAGAUGGCUCGAGAGCUGGGUGGCGCAGCCCAUGUUCCUGAUGCAGAGACCAGGUUAAUUCUGCCGUGCAGGUCUGCUUUGAAGUCUGUCCAAGCCCAGUCCAGGACGCCCAUCACUUGCACCCCUACUCUGGGAAAUGGCACUUUCACCCCAGUUCAGCACUCCGGACGUUCAGCGAGCAAACAGGACGAGUUCCUGCAGGUCGCAAAAACACUCUUCAUUGACGAGUGUCUGAAACCAUGCCCGAGGUGCCAGCACCCUGCUAGGUGUCACUCCGUCAAGAGAGAGGGCAUAUGCAGCCGUGAGGACUGCGGCUUCCAGUUCUGCACCGGCUGCCUGUGUGCUUACCAUGGGUCCAAAGAGUGUGGCGGCUGGUCUGUCAACCGGAGCAGCAAGAAGGAGGCACUGCCUGGGAGUGCCCAGAGCAAGCGCAACAUCCGGCGGCUGUGAACGUGUGCGUGCGUGUGCGUGCGUGUGCGUGCGUGUGCGUGCGUGUGCGUGCGUGUGCGUGCGUGUGCGUGCGUGUGCGUGCGUGUGUGUGCGUGUGAACGCGUGUGUGUGCGCGUGUGUGUGCGUGUGCACGCAAGACUGCGUGCUUAUGUUUGGAUUUAUGACUUUAUACCAUUUUUACUGUUGGGCCUUUAUACGUUUUAAAUUAUGUAUCAGGGAAAUGUAUUUGGAGUGGGAGCUCCACCAAUCAGUGACCUUAAAUUUGCUGUGAAUGCUCUUACUCCUGCUAGAUGUACAGAAUGUUCCUCUCCAUUAAUUGUACAUAUUGUUUUAAUGUUUUACCUGUAUAGCCAUUUUAUGUAUUCUUUCAAUAAAGUUUGUUUUUAUCCAUGGUU
Molecule: messenger RNA, 2719 nt
Organism: Conger conger (European conger)
Lineage: Eukaryota; Metazoa; Chordata; Actinopteri; Anguilliformes; Congridae
Product: F-box only protein 43-like
Exons: 5
Coding region: 303-2324 (673 amino acids)
Biological process (GO): regulation of mitotic nuclear division; negative regulation of meiotic nuclear division
Cellular component (GO): nucleus
Molecular function (GO): protein binding; zinc ion binding
Source: RefSeq, a predicted model, not a curated record